Messenger RNA from Adelges cooleyi (spruce gall adelgid), 2277 nucleotides. RefSeq lists its product as uncharacterized. Gene Ontology annotation, biological process: axon guidance. The transcript is spliced from 3 exons. The coding region runs from base 527 to 1315 and encodes 262 amino acids. Lineage: Eukaryota; Metazoa; Arthropoda; Insecta; Hemiptera; Adelgidae. The record is from RefSeq and is a predicted model, not a curated record.
CCGCGUGUUUUUGAAUCCUCACCGUUGACCACAUUGCCGUCGCGUCGUCGCUGCGGGUCGCUCGUACCUCGUUUGCGUUGUCCGUUCUUGUUUUUAUUUUUUUCGCCCUCGCCCGUCAUUAUUAUCGUUGUUGUCGUCGGUCAAAAUUUUCAAAUAAAGUAUACAAUAAUAAUAUAUAUAGAUCGAUAUCGGCAAACGUUUUCGAUUUCUAUAUAAUAUUAUAUUAUUUUUUAUUUCAAAAACCGCACUCCGACCUAUAAUAAUAACGAUAUUGUUGACGGCGGCGUAAACUUUUCGCCCGUUUGAAUUUAACCGGUAAAACAAAUUUAAAAAAAAAAAAAUUACAUCUACAUUAGCCUAUUAGAUUUUUGGAUUAAAAUUUUUUUUUUUGCAAUUGGUUUCAAUCGUUCAACGCCGCAAGGAGAGAAGUUUUGGCUACCCAAAAAUAAAAAACCGUCCAAGGGAAUACAAUAAUAUUACCUAUUGAAUUGAAUUUGUCAAAAAGGUCAAACAGUCACUGUGCUCGAUGCGAUUUGCCGGCCGGGUGAUGGAUCCACCGCUGCCGAUGCCGUCGGAGAUCGCUACCAAGGCGCCGUCUUCGCCGGUUACCGUGGUUACCGGCGCCGUGACUGUGGCUACCAGUACGGUUGUAACCGCGGCUACCAGAUCCCAGCGAGUCAACGGGCCGCACAGAGCCAUCAACGUGCACGGUCUGAUGUACAACGACACGGUGAUCAACGACAUGUGGGUCAACGCCAUACUGUCCACCUUGGCGCUGUCGUGCGCCGCUUGUGUCUGCCUGUGCUUCCUGUAUUGCAAAAUCCAACAAUGGAAACACGACGCCGAGCAAAGAAGACGCGCCAAGAUCAGCCGAAGCCACGACGAAGAAUCGCUGCCCAGCUACACCAUAGUGACCGGUUUGCCGUCUUACGACGAGGCGUUGGAACGCAUGCGGAACAACAGCCCGGGUUCGCCACAAGCGCACUCUUCGGCCAACACCACCGCCGCGGCAGCCGGUCUCUGGACCAUCCAGACCACAUACACCAGCAAGGCGACCAACACUCCCAUAUCGAUGGUGCAUCUCAUGGACGAAACGGCCGACCAGAAACCGCCGUCCCUACCGCCGUCCCUACCGCCGUCGCCCCCCCUGCCGCGCUUCAAGGUGCAGCCCACCUACCCUGUGAUCCAAAGACAGGCCGCCACCCUGACGUCUCCCCGGCUGGGGCUGGUCUCGCACAACUAUUACACGCACAACGGCACUUGCAGCCACUGCCUUUCCGUGCAAGAGCUGUUGGAGACCUACAACGUCCGAUAAACUCAUCCCGGUUUCCCGGUUUAGCAUUCCCGUUUUCCCCCGGCUGCAGUGCACCCAUCAUCCCCCUGACCCUCAGAACCACUGCACCCUUUUUAACCUGCCCCGACGAAAGGCGCUCGUCGCUGAGACCAGUACCGAAUUCGAGAACGGACAAACGUUUGGGGUGGUUUUGUUUUUUUUUCCUUCUGCGUUGAACAAUAUAUGUUGUGAUGACAGAUAGAUUGAUGGACAAUCUAUUCAGACAGAUAGAUGGAGAAGAAAAAAAAAACAAAACCACCCCCCGGACACAAUGUUUGCACCGAUUCGAACUCUGUACUUGUACCACCAGCACGACUUAACGAACCUAAUUAGAGCUUGCUUGAUAUCCAGUGUAGGCCAGUUACCGAUUGUUAUGAUGAUCAAAAUGUAUUAAUAGUAAGUAGUUCCAAUGGAAUUUCUACUGACCGGUUCAAGUGUUGAUGAUCGGUUUAAUUGUGUGUGUUGCUUUGGAAAUCUGAGUAUGUUAGGUUAGGUUGUAGGCUGAACGCGGAUUAAAUUAUUGUAGAACGUUAAUAUUAUUAUUAUCUCAUUUUAACUUUUAAGCGUGUGUUGUUAUUGUAUUGAAUUUUUUUUUCCUCUGCCUUUACAAAUUAUAAUAAUAAUGAUAAUACUAUAUUGUUUUUCAACCGCAUCGCGUCGUUAGACGACUACACUAUAGUAGGUACAUUAUUAUAUUCAUGUGUGUGCGUUAUGUGUGUGUUUUUUUAGUACUAUUAUUCGUAUCGAUUUGUAGAUAUUUUCUAUUAUAUAAUAGUAAUUUUGUCGAGUGCCAGUUCUAGAAUAAUUACCAAUUAUUAUAAUAAGAACAGUAAUAUAAUUAUAACUACUUCAUACAUUAUUAUGUAUAUCAUCUCUUUUUGCGAUUCAUUUCAAUUGUAGUAGUUCAUUAUACAUUUAAUUAUGUUAUAUAUUAUAUUUGUUCG